AUGGCAGCUGUGGGCUAUCUGGCUCUAUGUCUUAUUGUUCUUGCUACUUCUGUCAAAGCUUUUACUGAAAUUGAAACUGGCCUUCCAUGGCCUCUUCCAAUAAUUUCAUGUGAAUGUGAUCCCCAUAAUGAGCUCAACCGUGGCAGUUUUCCACGUGGAUUUGUAUUUGGUGCAUCAUCAUCUGCUUAUCAGUAUGAAGGUGCAUAUAAUGAGGGAGGUAAAGGCCCACAUAUAUGGGAUACUUUUACAGAGAAAAAUCCAGGUGCAGUAGCCGAUGGUAGUAAUGGACAAAUAGCUGCUGAUUCUUAUCAUCGCUACAAGGAAGAUGUGGAGGCCAUAAAGUUCAUGGGUUUAGAUGCCUAUAGAUUGUCAAUCGAAUGGUCCAGAAUAUUGCCAAGUGGAAAGUCAAAUGGUGGUCGAGGUGUGAACCAUAAAGGAAUAGAGCACUACAAAAAACUCAUACAUGAUCUCAAAGAGAACGGUAUAGAGCCUUUUGUGAAUCUCUUCCACUUUACUGUUCCCCAACCCUUACAAGAUGAGUACGGUGGUUUUCUAAAUCGUCAAAUUGUGAAAGAUUUUCAAGACUUUGCAGAGGUUUGCUUUAAGGAAUUUGGUCCGUCGGUGAAACAUUGGACCACAUUUAAUGAGCCAAAAAUGUUAAGCCAGAUGGGGUAUGGCAGAGGCACUUGGGCACCGGGUAGAUGUUCUGGUUGCACCAACGGCGGAGACCCGGGCACUGAGCCAUACAUGGUCACACACCACGAACUCCUUGCUCAUGCAGCUGUAGUCAAAUUGUACAAGGAUCAUUUCCAGAAAGAGCAAAGGGGGGAGAUCGGAAUUAUACUGGAUUCAUUUUGGAUGGUACCUUACUCCAAUAGUGAGGAAGACAAAGCAGCAGCAUCUCGAGCCCUCGAUUUCGGAUACGGAUGGUUUAUGGACCCAUUGACAUAUGGACACUAUCCGAAAAGCAUGCAAGAUCUUGUAGGAGAAAGACUACCCAAAUUCUCACCAGAAGAAUCCCAUAUGAUAAUUGGGUCAUUUGAUUUUAUAGGAAUAAACUAUUAUACUGCUAACUAUGCAAAGCAUGCUCCUUCUAAUGCUAAUACGCCUCCAAGUUACCUUGCAGAUUCCCAAGUUAAUCUUACAAGGGAUCGUAACGGGGUUCUCAUUGGUCCACAAUCUGGUACACCAUGGCUCUACGUUUAUCCGCCGGGGAUUCUUAAUCUUCUACGCUACACAAAGGAAAAAUAUAAAAAUCCUCCUAUCUACAUUACUGAGAAUGGAGUUGGGGCUGCGUUUAAUGAGUCAACAACGUUUUUGGAUGCCAUUACCGACAAGGAGAGGGUAGAUUACCAUCAUGAACAUCUUUGUUUUGUUCGUCUAGCAAUGAAUCCUCGCAAGCACGGUGUCAAUGUUAAAGGAUACUUUGUGUGGUCAUUGCUGGAUGUUUUUGAAUGGAACUCUGGUUUCACUACACGAUUUGGAACACACUACGUGGAUUAUGAAGAUGGUUCAUUGACAAGAUAUCCCAAACUCUCAGCCAUAUGGUUUAAGAAAUUUCUACAAAGAAGUAGAUUGGUGCCGGUGCCACUGCCACUGCCACUGCCACUCCCAAAACAAAUAAGCUCAAAGUUUGACGAGCUUUAG
This is a messenger RNA of Ilex paraguariensis (yerba mate), 1647 nucleotides long. Lineage: Eukaryota; Viridiplantae; Streptophyta; Magnoliopsida; Aquifoliales; Aquifoliaceae. The record is from the annotation of a GenBank genome assembly.